AUGUUAGUUGGUUUCGUCGAGAUACCGGCGAACUUCGUUUGUUUGCUCGUGCUGGACCGGUUCGGUAGGAAACGCACCCUGAUCACAACUUACGUGCUAAGCGCCUGCCUGUGCAUCAGCCUCUCGUUGCUACCUAGAGAUCAAAAAUGGUGGUCCCUGGUGCUCUACCUCUCCGGAAAGUUCUCGAUCACUGUCGCAUACAGUUCAGUGUACAUCUACGUGUCAGAGGUGUUCCCCACCAGUGUGCGGCAGUCGCUUCUGGCUGUUUGCUCGUCUCUGGGCCGCGUCGGCUCUACGCUCGCUCCGUUGACGCCUCUACUGGCUUUAUAUUACGACAACCUGCCGGCGAUAUUCUUCGGCAGUCUGGCACUGGUCGCCAGCGCCCUGGUGUUCACCCUCCCGGAAACCAUCAACGUACCCCUUCCCGACACGGUGGAGGAAGCGGAGAGACUAUCACGAAGAAAGCACAAGGAAGAAUUCGCA
Molecule: messenger RNA, 483 nt
Organism: Iphiclides podalirius (scarce swallowtail)
Lineage: Eukaryota; Metazoa; Arthropoda; Insecta; Lepidoptera; Papilionidae
Source: the annotation of a GenBank genome assembly